AAACUAUCACUUUCUGUGAUACUCCAUUUUUGGAGAUCAUGAUGUGUGUGCACUGCCUUGGUGCAAUAUUCUAACUCAGGCAAGAGGUUUUAAGCCCUUUAAUGUGGAUGGCAACACAAGGAUGGGAGUGAGACUGUGAAGUGUGAAGUGUGAAGUGUGAAGGCAAGGAUGGUGUACCGUGUGGAAAUGACGUGAAGAAUGACUGAGAAUGCAAGGAAUGCAAGAAAAGGCAUGAAGUCUGGAUGUGUGAAUGUGCAAGGAUAGGGCAUUGGGAAAUUUGAGGAUGUGUGUAAGGAACUGAAUGAAUGGCAUUUCAACAUAGUCAGAAUGACCGAGACACACUUGAAAGAUGAUGUGAAAUUGGAUGGUAGUAAGUAUGUGAUGAUUGGAAAGGGACAGAAAGUUCAAGAUAGGGUAGGAGGAGGAGUAACCUUUUUUUUUUUGUAUAGGAAGGAAAAGAACUUCAGAAUAGAAAAGUUAGAUAUAGGAAACUGUGCCAUGAGUGAGGAAAUUUUAGCAGCAAAGGCAGAGUGCACAGGUGAGCAUGGGAAGUGUGAAACACUGGUGGUGAUUGUGGUGUGCAUGACAGUUGAGGGGGAGAGAGCAGCAAGAGAGAACAGCAGGAAGUAUGGAAUAUUGAGGAAGAUCAUAAGAAAAUGAAAGGAGAGAGUAAUGAUUAUGGGAGACAUGAAUACACACGUAGGUAUUUUAGGUGAGCGGAUGCAUGAGAAUGGUGAGAGAUGCUUGAUGAGUUUGUGAAUGACAUGGAUGUGGAAGGAAGGAAGUGGAAAAGUGAGACAGAGUAGUGAAACUUGUGGGACUGAGUGAAUAGAAGAAUAAAAUGGAACAAAAGAAUAUUCAGAGUGGUAAAGAGAGAAAGAGGCCCCAAUGUAUGAAAAGUGGUAUAAGGGAAGCCUGGGUGAUGAUUUCUUCCGAGCUAGGGCACAGUGUAUGUGUGUGAAUGCAAGGUGUUAAAGAUGGUCUGAGUUCUGCAGCAAAGUAUACCGGAUGUGUGACACUGGAGAGGAUGAGACGGUGGAGCAUAUGGUGCUGGAGUGUGUGAAGUAUGCCAGAGACAGAAAUGAGAUGAUGCAAGUGGUGCAGAGGGAGCUGGGGAAGGUCAGAGUGAAGACAGGAAAGGAAUGGAUUGGAUGGUGUUGCUGCUGGGGAUGUGUGGGGAGACGAAUGAAAGGAUGAUUGAGGCAGUGAAGGAGUUCCUGGAAAAGAUGUGGUGUAUGAAAUAUAGGAAUUAGUGGUGUGAAGGAUGGUGUCUGUUUUCUGUUUGCCGUUUUUCUUUUUUUUUUUUUUUCCUACAGGAGUUGCCGAUACUCCUGGACCAGGAGCAGUCCCGAGCCAUCUGUAACAUUAAAAUGAAGAUCAAGAUCAUCGAGAUCAAAAUCAAGAUCAUGGCAGUCUUGCUCCGUUCGUCUUUCAUCCAAGCAUUGCUGCCAGUUUCUAGGUUAGCGGCACAACCAGCAUGCCUGACUCGACCACUUUGCCGAAAGCCACCAGAAGAUUGUGUGAGCGUGGUGGUGGUGAUGCCAGAUCUGCUGCCACUGUCAAGAAUGGUGAAACUAAAGAAAAAUCAAUUAAAUCUCAGAAUCUGGAAACCCAGAUAGAAGACCAUAAGCCACUUCAAGGGACAGAGGGAAAGAAGACUGGAGAGUCUGACUCACAUGUCUUAAAACAUGAGUCCAGUGUAAAAGAGAAAGCUGCUGCAGAGAAACAAGACAAGAAGACAUCUAGCCACAAGAAACUACAUGAUCUUUCAUCUUUGGCUAGUACUGACCCCAUAUUCCUGUGGAGCCUCAAGUGCAGCCGUCACGUCCCAAAGCUCGGAAGAAGACCAAAACUGCAGGAAAAGGCAAAUUAUCCCCGGUAUCAGAGCCUGACCUUGAACCUGAGCUUGUUUUAGCAACCAAAGAAGUGGCUAAAAGUCUUGGUGGGGAUGUGAAGGAAACUGAGUCUGAGCUUCUGUCCACCUUGUGCCUCCACUCUUCAGAGACUACCACUGGCACUGCCCCAUCUCUCAGUGAAAUUGUUUGUGGGCAUGAAGGUGGAGAGAAAGCCACAAUCAGGGAUGGAGGAAGUGCCACGUCACCUUCCUUCUGGUACCGAGGUCAGGCAAGGGUACCACGUUGACCCGAAAGACCAGCCCCGAGCCCUCAAGCCUCUCAUCAUCUCAGCCUCGGGAUUCAUGUGUGCCCAGGUCACAGUGUUUUCUCUACACCACACUCUAUGUGCAGGGCUCAUGUUGAUCUCUUUGGAGGUCAACCUUUGGGGAUAUUUAAGAAAAGGGAAGAAGAUACCCAUGGACCUGCUGCUCCAAUAUCAGUGUUGCCCACAUGGGAGAGAUUGUACCUACAUGAGCUGGAGCAGAGUAUGCAGCAUCCUCCUAGUAAUGCCUUUGUGGAGAUGAUACAGUGGACUUAGCAAGGCAAGCUUCCCCAUUGAUAAUGAAGCAGCAGGUUUGGUGGAGGAAAUGAAAGUGGGAUUCCAUGAGCAUGUCUUCCUUGAGAGACACUUGGAAGGAUGGUGCCCAAAAUGUGGCCCCAUCAGACACUUCAUGGAGCUGGUUUGCACUGGACUCUCAAAGAAUCCUCAUUUAACUGUGGAGCGAAAACAAGCACAUAUUGAAUGGUACAAGAACUACUUCAACCAAAAAGAGAAUUUGCUUAAAGAGUUGGGAGCUAUAGAGGUUUCAUAAUUACAAUUGGACAAUGCUGAGUAUUUCAAGGCAAGUUGCCAUUCAUGUUUCUCUUGUAGAAUUUUAUUAUUGUAAAUUUCAGGUUUUAUGCACAAUGGAUGCAUGCAGUAUUUGCUGGUGGAUUAGAUACACCUCCACAUCACACCCAUAUUUUAUAAGGAGAUUUUGAAAAAGAGAAAAUUUAUUGUGUUUUGAGAGGGGGAGGGGGGGGAAUUCAUCAUCUGACACAAAUGAUUGCUUUGCCACAACAGAACCAAGUCUUUGAUAAAAAGUGUUCAGCGGACUACUUCUGAACACAGAUCACCCCAUAUCCCCUUAACCAUAUUUCACUACCUCUUCUGUGUUCUGUAUUAGAUGCAGGGUAUUUUUUAUUUAUUUUUUUCCCAUCUAAUCCACUAGAAAAUACAGCAGAUGCCUGAAGACCUUGUAAAUAAUCAGAAUAUUUGAUA
Molecule: messenger RNA, 3156 nt
Organism: Scylla paramamosain (green mud crab)
Lineage: Eukaryota; Metazoa; Arthropoda; Malacostraca; Decapoda; Portunidae
Exons: 7
Coding region: 1478-1915 (145 amino acids)
Source: RefSeq, a predicted model, not a curated record